AUGCUUGCUGCUCUUGCCACCUCCCCAACAACAGCGGAAUUUAAUGGAGGCGGUACUAUCGAAGAUGGAGAUUCUACAUAUAAAAUUCGCGAGACCCCCAUGGGAACGAAACGCAAACUCAAGGUCAUCUUCAUGGGCAUGGGUUGUAGCGGUAUCGACUUUGCUCGACAGCUAGGUCGAACAAUGGAAGAUGUGAAACUUAUUAUUUACGAGAAAAACGAGGACCUUGGCGGCACCUGGCUUGAAAAUAGAUACCCGGGCUGCGCAUGCGACAUUCCGAGCGUAUGCUAUCAGUACAGCUGGGCCCGAAAGCCCGACUGGUCACAGUACUAUUCGGCCUCGCCGGAAAUACACAAAUACUUCAAAGAUGUCGCAGUUGAGGCCGACGUAAUCAAGUACUGCAGUUUUAACCACAAGAUCAUUCGUGCCGAGUGGCUCUCAGGACCGGGCAAGUGGAAGAUAACAGUCAUGCGCAAUGGAAACCCGGACGAUACAUUUGACGACUAUGCCGACUUUUUUCUACAUGGGGGUGGCGUUCUCAACAAUUGGAGAUGGCCUCAGAUUGAGGGACUGCAUUCAUUCCGAGGGACUCUUGUCCACACGGCUCGUUGGCCAGAAUCUCUUGACCUCAGUGGGGAAAAGGUUCUUCAAAUUGGGAUUGGCAGCUCUGGUGUCCAGGUGACCCCUAAUAUUAUCGAAAAAGUUGAUCAACUCUAUGUAGUUGCUCGUUCACCCGUGUGGAUCACAGCAGGCUUUGCACCCACGUACGCCGGACCCAAUGGUGACAACUUUGCAUACUCGGAGGAAACCAUGGCAAAGUUUCGGGCCGACCCCAAUCUCUACCUAUCGUACUGCAAGGCAAUUGAAUCGGAACUGAACGUUCGCUUCAAGUUCCUGAUCAACGGCUCCGAGGAAGCGGAAACCUCCCGGGCUUACUCAACACAGGAGAUGCGGGCCAAGCUUGCCGCAAAGCCGCAUCUGAUGGACAAGAUUAUUCCAACAAAUUUUGGCGUUGGGUGCCGCCGACCUACUCCGGGGAAUGGAUUCCUUGAAGCGCUCUGCAGCGACAAGACCACGGUCCUCACAAACGAGAUUCAGAAAGUCACUGCCUCCGGAUUCGUUGACAGCGAGGGCAAAGCACAUGAAGUGGACACCAUCAUUUGUGCUACCGGCUUUGACACAAGUUUCAGGCCUGCCAUGCCCGUUAUUGUCGACGGUUGGAACCUUCAAGACCGAUUUGAUGGUGACACUAUCGGAUAUCUUGGGCUUUCAGUGCCUGAAGUACCUAACUAUUUCAUAUAUAUCGGUCCCUAUGGGCCUCUUGGACAUGGGUCUGUCGUUCCUAUGGUCGAGGCUUACACGAAAUACAUCAUCCAAGUGCUGCAGAAAGCACAAGUGGAAGAUAUAAAGAGCCUCCGUGUGAAUCGCGAGGUGGCAGAAGCCUUCACACGGCACGCAGACUUGUACUUGCAGCGCACAGCUUGGUCAGGGCCUUGCAGCUCGUGGUUCAAGAAUGGGCAGACGCACAGGAAACCACUUUGCUGGCCUGGCUCACGUGUACACUAUCUCACAAUAUUACAGAAGCCGCGUUUCGAAGAUUUCGACAUGGAGUACCAUUCCGGGAACAGAUUCAACUUCUUGGGGGAUGGGUUCGACACGCGCGAAUUUGACGGGCGUGAUUUGACUUGGUAUUAUGGUCUGAUAGAUGGCAAAGACGAACAGCCGAAGUCCUUCACCGGUCCUCAGUAUUGA
Messenger RNA from Thyridium curvatum, 1752 nucleotides. RefSeq lists its product as uncharacterized. NCBI's taxonomy places the organism in Eukaryota, Fungi, Ascomycota, Sordariomycetes, Thyridiales, Thyridiaceae. Gene Ontology annotation, molecular function: NADP binding; flavin adenine dinucleotide binding; N,N-dimethylaniline monooxygenase activity. The transcript has 2 exons. The record is from RefSeq and is a predicted model, not a curated record. The coding region runs from base 1 to 1752 and encodes 583 amino acids.